GGAAGAAAACAAAAAGCAGAGAAGUUUUAGGAGCAAACAGAGAACAACCCCACAAAAACUGAAACCAAAUGCAAAACAAUCCAUGCAAAGAAGCGCCUGACAUCUUCUCUGAAACACUGACUGCCCAGGCUACGGUGCCGACUGAACAGGGCCUGACAAGAUGACCAACUCCACCACCACCGGGCCUCCGGAGGAGACCUGCCCCAGAAACACCCUCAUCACCCAGCAGAUCAUCCCUGUGCUGUACUGCGUGGUCUUUGUGGUGGGGGCCAUCCUCAAUGGGGGGUCAGGGUGGCUGUUCUUCUAUGUGCCCAGCUCCAAGAGUUUCAUCGUCUAUCUCAAGAACAUUCUUGUUGCCGACUUUCUGAUGGGCCUGACUUUCCCUUUCAAGAUCCUGGGAGACUCGGGCCUUGGCCCCCGGCAGCUAAACGUGUUUGUGUGUCGAGUCUCCGCGGUGCUUUUCUAUGUCAACAUGUAUGUCAGCAUUGUGUUCUUUGGGCUCAUCAGCUUUGACAGGUAUUACAAAAUUAUGAAGCCCCUCUGGAUCUCUUCCAUCCAAUCAGUGAACUCCAGCAAACUGCUGUCGGUGGUGGUGUGGAUGCUCAUGCUCCUCCUCGCUGUUCCCAACAUCAUUCUGACCAACCAGAGUGUGAGCAAUGACACAAAAAUACACUGCAUGCAACUCAAAAAUGAACUAGGACGAAAGUGGCACAAAGCCUCAAACUACAUCUUCGUGGGCAUCUUCUGGGCUGUGUUUCUCCUGCUUGUCAUUUUCUAUGCUGCUAUCACAAGGAAAAUCUUUAAGUCUCAUCUUAAGUCCAGAAAAAACUCUACUUCAGUCAAAAGGAAAUCUAGCCGCAACAUAUUCAGCAUCGUGUUUGUAUUUUUUGUCUGCUUUGUACCGUAUCACAUUGCCAGAAUCCCCUACACACAGAGCCAGACAGAAGCUCAUUACAGCUGCCAGUCAAAAGAGAUCUUGCUGUACGUGAAAGAGUUCACUCUGCUACUCUCUGCUGCAAAUAUAUGUCUGGACCCCAUUAUUUACUUCUUCUUAUGCCAGCCAUUCAGAGAGAUCUUACAUAAAAAGCUGCUCAUCUCACUAAAAGCCCACAAUGACCAAGACACUUCCAAAACCAAAAGAGGAACUACAACUCUUGAAAGUACAGACACCCUGUGAACUCCCCUACGCUCUCCCAUAUAAAGUCAAUGUGUGUGUUGACUGCACAGUAAUGGAGUUAAGAAAUAAAUAUGCCUGUGAUAAUUAACACGUCUGAUAUUAUCCAAUAUUAAUUUUCAGUAUCAAAUAUACUUAGUACUGUAAUAUAUUUAAGUACUGCAAGGUGCAAAUUUAAGUGCUCAGACUUUUUGUAACAUCCCAUCAAAAAAACCACCAGCAGAUUUUUCUAACACUGAUCUUUAUUUUUCUUACUAGUAAAAAAUAUAUCCAAUUAUUC
Dipodomys ordii (Ord's kangaroo rat) is the source of this 1454-nucleotide messenger RNA. It is a transcript of the gene P2ry14, whose product is annotated as purinergic receptor P2Y, G-protein coupled, 14. The record is from RefSeq and is a predicted model, not a curated record. NCBI's taxonomy places the organism in Eukaryota, Metazoa, Chordata, Mammalia, Rodentia, Heteromyidae. Gene Ontology annotation, biological process: G protein-coupled receptor signaling pathway. The transcript has 2 exons. Gene Ontology annotation, cellular component: membrane. Gene Ontology annotation, molecular function: G protein-coupled purinergic nucleotide receptor activity. The coding region runs from base 161 to 1177 and encodes 338 amino acids.